AUGUCCAGGCUCGAAAAUCGAGUCGAAGAGCUCGGGAUCGAAAUCGAAGAAAUCAGAAAAUCCGAGGUCCGGUCGAAAAUCAGAAGAUCGAAAUCGAAGUCGAAAGUCGGUCGGCAUCGAAGCGAUCGGAAAUCGGAAGUCAGAAAAUCGAAAGAUCGGGUCAUCGAAGGUCAGAAAUCCGAAGGUCGAAAAAUCGGCGUCAGGAUCCGGAAAAUCAGAAGUCGAAAUCAGUCAGAAAAUCGAAGAUCAGAAAAUCGAAGGUCGAAAAUCGAAGGUCGAAAGCUCGAAGUCAUCGGCAUCGAAAUUCAAUCAGGGGUCUCGUCAGGCUCGAAAUCAAAGGUCGGGGUCAAGGAAUCAGAGGUCGGCGUCGAAGUCGAAAUCGAGGGUCGGAAAGUCGAAGGUCGAAAUCAGGCGUCGGAAAGAUCGAAGGUCGAAAGAAGCUCGGAAAUCGAAAGGUCAGGAAAUCGGAAAUCAGGAUCGAAAAUCGAAGAAAUCGGCAGUCGAAGUCGAAAAUCGAAGGUCCGGAAAAUCGAAGUCCGGAAGUCGAAGAAGGUCGAAAUCAAAGGAUCGAAAUCAUCGUCAGGUCGAAAUCGGGGAAUGAAGUCGAGAAACGAAAGGAUCAAGGUCGAGCAAAGGUCCGGAAAGUCGAGCGUCCGGUCGAAGAGUCGGAAAUCAGGUCGAAAUCCGAGGGUCGGAAAUCAUCGUCAAAGACGAAAUCAGGUCCGAAGAUCAUCUUUCGAAAGUCGAAGUCCAGAGAAAUCAGAGAGGUCAGAAGGAUCAGAGAUCGAAAUCGGAUCAGAGAAAGUCGAAAGUCGAAAAUCAGAAAUCGAAGAUCGAAAUCGAAAGGUCGUCGAAGUCGAGUCCGGAAAGUCGGAAAGUCGAAGGUCGAAAUCGGAUCAAAUCGGAAACAGAAAUCAAAGGUCCGGAAGUCGAGAAAAUCGAAGUCCGGAAUCGGAGGUCGGCGUCGGUCGGCGUCGAAACCGAAAAAUCCGAGGUCAUCAGAACUCGAAAUCGAAAGAUCCGGAAAAUCGAAGGUCAGAAAGUCGAAGGAUCGGAAAAGAGGUCGGCAUCCGGAGGUCGAAAUCAAAGGUCGGAAGUCGGAAUCAGGCUCGAGAAAGUCGAGGUCGAAAUCGAAAGGGUCGAAAUCGAGGGUCAGGCGGAAAAUCAGAGUCCAGGAUUGGAAGUCGAAAGGUGGGAGUUGGGAAUGGGGCUGGGAAGUGGGGGUUGGGAGUUGGGAAGUGGGAGUUGGGAAGUGGGAGUUGGGAAGUGGGAGUUGGAAAGUUGGAGUUGGAAAGUGGAAGUUGGGAAGUGGGAGUUGGGAAUGGGAGCUGGGAAGUGGGGGUUGGGAGUUGGGAAGUGGGAGUUGGAAAGUGGGAGUUGGAAAGUGGGAGUUGGGAAGUGGAAGUUGGGAAGUGGGAGUUGGGAAGUGGGGGUUGGGAAGUGGGAGCUGGGAAGUGGUAG
This is a messenger RNA of Haliotis rubra (blacklip abalone), 1461 nucleotides long. RefSeq names its product micronuclear linker histone polyprotein-like. The transcript has a single exon. Bases 1 to 1461 code for a protein of 486 amino acids. NCBI's taxonomy places the organism in Eukaryota, Metazoa, Mollusca, Gastropoda, Lepetellida, Haliotidae. The record is from RefSeq and is a predicted model, not a curated record.